AUGAGAGACUCUCCGGCCAUGAGAGACUCUCCGGCCAUGAGAGACUCUCCGGACGUGAGAGACUCUCCGGACGUGAGAGACUCUCCGGACGUGAGAGACUCUCCGGACGUGAGAGACUCUCCGGACGUGAGAGACUCUCCGGACGUGAGAGACUCUCCGGACGUGAGAGACUCUCCGGACGUGAGAGACUCUCCGGACGUGAGAGACUCUCCGGACGUGAGAGACUCUCCGGACGUGAGAGACUCUCCGGACGUGAGAGACUCUCCGGACAUGAGAGACUCUCCGGACAUGAGAGACUCUCCGGACAUGAGAGACUCUCCGGACAUGAGAGACUCUCCGGACAUGAGAGACUCUCCGGACAUGAGAGACUCUCCGGACAUGAGAGACUCUCCGGACAUGAGAGACUCUCCGGACAUGAGAGACUCUCCGGACAUGAGAGACUCCGGCCAUGAGAGACUCCGGCCAUGA
This is a messenger RNA of Knipowitschia caucasica, 468 nucleotides long. The record is from the annotation of a GenBank genome assembly. NCBI's taxonomy places the organism in Eukaryota, Metazoa, Chordata, Actinopteri, Gobiiformes, Gobiidae.